UAUGUUAUUGACAGUCAGUGACGAUUGACGGGAGUCCAUCAGCUCAGUGGCCAUUGAUGGACCAUCCCUAUGAAGAAACAGGGUUACAAUGGGACAAAGUACCUCGGAACAAGAGGUCCAAGAAAACAACCCCGAGGACGGGCUUGACAACAUCAAGACAUUUGUGGAGGAGGAACUACAGACGAGCAUGAUGGUGGGGAUGGUGAUCGGUGCGGGCAUCGCCAUAGUCCUCAUCGCCAUCCUCAUCUUCUUCAUCUUGCGGAGGAUCCAGCUACGAAAUAUAGAAGCUCAGGAAGCACCAAAAUACCGCUUCCGCAAGAGGGACAAAGUCAUGUUCUACGGACGAAAGAUCAUGCGUAAAGUCUCGCAGUCUACCUCUUCCCUGGUGGGUACAUCCUCUUCCUCUCGUCCGCGCCUAAAGAAGAAGCAGAAGAUGCUCAACAUUGCCAAAAAAAUCCUGCGCUUUAAGAAGGAGGUGCCCAUCCUGCAGGCCAAGGAGCCCCCUCCCUCAGUGCUGGAGGCUGACCUCACUGAGUUUGAUGUGGCCAACUCCCACCUCCCCUCUGAGGUGCUGUACAUGCUCAAAAACGUCCGUGUGCUGGGUCACUUUGAGAAGCCCCUCUUCCUGGAGCUGUGUAAACACAUGGUGUUUGUGCAGUUCCAACAAGGGGAGUACGUCUUCAGGCCGGGUCAGCCAGACAGCAGCAUCUACGUGGUUCAGGAUGGAAAAUUAGAAUUGUGCCUUACUGGAAUGGAUGGCAAAGAAAGUGUGGUGAAGGAAGUGUACCCGGGAGACAGUGUCCACAGCCUCCUCAGCAUCCUGGAUGUCAUCACAGGCCACCAGAGGCCUUACCGAACUGUGUUGGCACGGGCUGCAGAGGUUUCCACUGUUCUCCGUUUACCUGUAGAGGCCUUCCUCUCUAUAUUUGAGAAGUACCCUGAGAGUCUGGUGCGGGUAGUACAGAUUAUUAUGGUUCGUCUCCAAAGAGUAACAGUCCUUGCCCUGCACAACUAUCUGGGGCUCACCAAUGAGCUCUUCAGCCAUGAAAUGCAGCCCUCCCGUCUGCCACCACCGUCCCCCCACCCAACCCGCACCAGUCCCAUUCGGCACGGUAAACGUUUUGGCAGCCUGACGGUGUCUGAGGAGCAUCGGGAAGCUGCCAUCAAGGGUGAAGCCACAGGAGGGGAACAAGGGAGAGAUGGAGCAACAGUGCCAACUCUUAGCAGGACCAUCUCCAUGCCUGUGGACAUUGCAGGCAUACAAAAAAGUCUGAGAUCGGACUUUGACAUGGCGUAUGAAAGAGGACGGAUCUCUGUCUCUGCAGAGGAUGGAAACACUCCUCCUACAUUCACUCGGUCUGUAUCCCAGGACCAGCGGGAGAGGAGGGUGACAGUAGAUGAGGUUCCCUCAGGGAUCUAUCUGUAUCCAGAGGAAGAGCCGGGAGUGGACAAUAUUUUCACACCUAUAUCCUGUCGAAGCAAUGCUGCUCUGUUUGAGGAAGCUCAGAAAGAAAUCCUCAAAUUAAUGAAGAUUGAGGAUCCCUCCUUGUUAAAUGGGAAAGUGACUCUGCACCAUGCAAAAGCGGGAGCCGUCUUAGCCAGACAGGGAGAUCAGGACGUGAGUCUGCACUUUGUCCUGUCUGGCUGUCUCCAUGUCUACCAGCGGAUGAUUGACAAGCAGGAGGCCGUCUGCUUGUUUGUGACCCACCCGGGGGAGAUGGUGGGUCAGCUCGCUGUGCUCACUGGAGAGCCCCUCAUCUUUACCAUCAAGGCCGUCCGAGACUGUACUUACCUCAAGAUCUCUAAGUCGGAUUUCUACGAGAUCAUGAGGGAGCAGCCCAGUGUGGUGCUGAGUGCAGCUCACACAGUGGCCAUCCGCAUGUCGCCUUUUGUCAGGCAGAUGGACUUUGCUAUCGACUGGAUGGCUGUGGAAGCUGGCCGAGCCCUCUACAGACAGGACGACCAGUCAGACUGCACCUACAUUGUUCUGAAUGGACGUCUACGUUCAGUCAUCCGCAAGGCAAAUGGCAAGAAAGAACUAGUUGGGGAGUAUGGCAGAGGAGACCUCAUUGGAGUGGUGGAGGCUUUGACCAGACAGCCAAGAGCCACUACUGUCCACGCUGUGAGAGACACCGAGCUGGUCAAACUGCCCGAGGGAACACUCAACAACAUCAAAAGACGAUAUCCACAGGUGGUGACCAGGUUGAUCCACUUGUUAGGCCAGAAGAUUCUGGGGAACCUGCAGCAGGGUCGUGGGCCCUUCUCAGGGUCGACCCUGAAUCUACCCAGUAUGACAGCCAGUGCUGAUGUCACCAACCCUGCCAGCAACCUCUCCACUGUGGCUGUCCUGCCCAUAUGUGAUGAGGUGCCAAUCAAUGCAUUUAACCUGGAGCUCAGCCAUGCCCUCAGUGCCAUCGGGCCCACUCUGCUAUUAACCAGCGAAAUAAUCAGAGAGCGACUGGGCGCCUCUGCUUUGGACAGUAUCCAUGAGUACCGUCUCUCCGGCUGGCUGGCCCAGCAGGAAGACAUCAAUCGCAUCGUCCUGUACCAGACAGACAACAGCAUGACCCCGUGGACUCAGCGAUGCAUCCGCCAGGCUGACUGUAUCCUCAUUGUUGGCCUGGGGGACCAGGAGCCCGCCCUGGGAGAGUUGGAGCAGAUGCUGGAGAACACAGCAGUUCGGGCUCUGAAGCAGCUGGUCCUUCUGCACCGAGAGGACGGGCCGGGCCCCUCCAGGACGGUGGAGUGGCUCAACAUGCGUAGCUGGUGCUCCGGGCAUCUGCACCUCAAGUGUCCCCGCAGGGUCUUCUCCAGACGCAGCCCCAGCAAACUAAGGGAGGUAUAUGAGAAGGUUUUUGAGAAAACAGCAGACAGGCACAGUGAUUUCUCUCGGCUGGCCCGAGUCCUGACUGGAAACAGCAUUGCCCUGGUGCUGGGAGGAGGUGGAGCCAGAGGCUGCUCUCAUGUGGGUGUGAUCAAAGCUAUGGAGGAAGCGGGGAUUCCUAUUGACAUAGUGGGUGGGACCUCAAUCGGCUCAUUUAUUGGUGCAUUGUACGCUGAGGAGAGGAGUGCUGUCAGAACCAAACAGAGAGCCAGAGAGUGGUCCAAGGCGAUGAACUCCGUCUUCAAAACUGUGCUGGACCUGACCUAUCCCAUCACCUCCAUGUUUUCCGGUUCUGCCUUCAACACCAGCAUCUAUAAAGUGUUCCAGGACAAACAAGCUGAGGACCUGUGGCUGCCAUACUUUAACGUCACCACUGACAUCACAGCCUCGGCCAUGCGUGUUCACCAAGAUGGCUCUCUGUGGCGCUAUGUGCGGGCGAGCAUGACCCUCUCGGGGUACCUGCCCCCCCUCUGCGACCCCAAAGAUGGCAACUUGCUAAUGGACGGUGGCUACAUCAACAACCUGCCAGCGGACAUUGCGAGGAACAUGGGUGCCAGAACAGUCAUUGCCAUCGACGUGGGUAGCCAAGAUGAGACCGACCUCUGUAACUAUGGCGACUGCCUGUCUGGCUGGUGGUUGCUGUGGAAACGGAUCAAUCCCUGGGCAGAGAAAGUAAAGGUCCCAGACAUGGCAGAGAUCCAGUCUCGGUUGGCCUACGUGUCUUGUGUGCGGCAGUUAGAGGUGGUGAAGAAGAGUGCCUACUGUGAGUACAUCAGACCGCCCAUCGACCGAUUCAAGACCAUGGACUUCGGCAAGUUUGACGAGAUCUAUGAUGUGGGCUACCAGCAUGGCAAGCUGCUGUUUACUGGCUGGGCCCGAGGUGACAUCAUCGAGAACAUGCUGAAGGACCACCGUUCAGCUGACUACAACGACAGCAAGAGAACUGACUCCUACACAUACACAGGAGCUGACUUCACCGACCUUGCAGAGAUUGUAUCCAGGAUAGAGCCAGUCCAAAGCUACGUAGCUGCGGAAGCAGAGGAGUCGGACUGUCUGACAGAGUACGAGGAAGACGGGAUGGACACCGUGAGAGAGGAGGAGGGGGAGGAGGAGGAGGAAGAGGCAGAGGACCCUGAGGACCACUCCCCUGGAGAGUGGGGCCAGAACGGAGUCUUUCAGACUGAUGAGGAGAAAUCUGUAAGACAACGCAGGAAACUCACCAGUGACUCCAACACCUCUGAAGUCUCCGACUGCUGACAGAGGGCCACAGAGGAGUAGAGGGAGUUUAAACAAGACCAAGGGCCAGAUUAAGGGUCCAUAAACUGGCUAGAGACUUGGACGCCACACUCUGAAAUACUGUUUUCGGUUUCUCUGCAGGAAAUGGCAGUUUAUGCUCUAAAUUGUUGAAUCUUCUUUGCAUCAAGUGGCUUCCUCCUCGCUCACACAUUUACUUCAUGUUCACACUCUGACCUGAAAACGAAAAUGUACGGUCUCGAAUAAGAACUACCCCACCCGGCGGGUACUCUCAUCACUUUCACACCAAACGACCCAUUGCCAGAACCCCAGCCUGCCAACUCCCAAACCUGCAAAAACCGGGACUCCCCAGUAACCAACACCCAAAACAGGGACGUUAAAUCUUCCAAUUCCCCCACCUGUUUCUAAUUUUCAAAUGGCCAGAAGGACCCCGUCUGUGUCUCUGAAUCUUUACGUGUGUCUCUAAUGUCGGUACAUCAUCAUUGCACUCCACUGUUGACGAUUUAAAGUACAGUAUUGCACGGUUCCAUUUUAAUUUCUUUGUGCGCUUGUUGGGUUGAGUUUGUAUGUGUUGCCUGAGUGUUAGGAUGAGUGUUUGCUGUGAUUUGUUGAAAAGUAGCAGAACACUGAAAGCAAAAGUCAGAAUAGAUGGAUGUCAAGGAAGGGGAAGCUGUAGCAGGAAUUUUUAAUGCUCAUGUAGUCACUAAAGUAGAUUUUAUGUCGACUGAACAGAGCUGGACCAGUGUCAAUAAGCAGAACAAUAAUGGGUUAAUUAGGAUAUUUUAAGGAGAAAAAGGUGUUAUUUAAUUUAAGUAGAAGGUUUGGAAAUGAAGCAAGGAGAUAAAAAUGUGUGCAGAUGGAAGAUAUGGACCAGUGAGUUAAGUGUUUUAUUUUUUUUGUUUUGAUUUAAUUUAUUUUGAAAGGAAGCUUGAUGUGCUGUAGGUAGACGGAAAUGAAAAGAGGACAGAGAAAAUUUGUAACGAAAAUUAAGGAUGAGUGAGAUGAGUUCAGUGAGUGGAUGUCUGCGUGUUUGAAAUUCAGCCUCUUAGACGUUGUUUGAGAUGUUGCCAGAUAAAGAUGCCUUUUUGACCAGUGUUGGAUCCGCUCACAGUGACUGUGGAGAAGAGAGCGCAUAUUUGACUGACCCUACACAACACACCAGUGUGUGCCAACCUCUUCCUGCACAAGGUCACACAUACAGUACUCAAAGUUCCAGCGAAUGGUGGACAAUAUAGUGUGUAUGACAAGCUAUCUGUGACCGUGCAGCUCUGAGAGUCUUUAAAACGUAGCCAACAUAUUAUUGUUGGAUAACACGCAGAAACCCUGAGUACUCUUUAAUGUCAAAUAGGAAGAAAAAUUCACCUCAUGUAACUAUUAACACUGAAUUAACAUGGACCUCUUGUAGAUUGUAACAAGAUUAUAUUAUACUAUACACAAUGUUGAUAUUCAUAUAUGUAUAUGAGGUGGAAAUUUGUAAGUUGAUGCUUUGCUGCAAAACAAGGGAACCUACAGCAGAACAAAAAAGGGUUUCUUUUAAAAUGUAUUCUGUUUUAUUUAUAUGUGUUAACUACUGGCUUUUAAAAAAUAAUUUUCAGUUUUUUUUUUAUUUGGGGGUGGGGGAUGUCUUAUUUUAAUUAACUUUGCUUUAGCUGUUUUGCACUGAAAUAUUUGAACUAUUCCUUGCUCAGAAGAUGUUUGGUUUAAUAAUAGCCAACUUUGAGAUGCCAAGGGAAUCUGAAGAAUAAAUGAUGAUUUAAUAUGCAUAUUGGAAAUAAAUAUAAUAUGCAGCAA
Centropristis striata (black sea bass) is the source of this 5929-nucleotide messenger RNA. RefSeq names its product patatin-like phospholipase domain containing 6 (gene pnpla6). The coding region runs from base 89 to 4141 and encodes 1350 amino acids. Gene Ontology annotation, cellular component: endoplasmic reticulum. Gene Ontology annotation, biological process: phosphatidylcholine metabolic process. Gene Ontology annotation, molecular function: phosphatidylcholine lysophospholipase A1 activity. The transcript is spliced from 36 exons. The record is from RefSeq and is a predicted model, not a curated record. NCBI's taxonomy places the organism in Eukaryota, Metazoa, Chordata, Actinopteri, Perciformes, Serranidae.